UCCAGAUUUUGUUUCCAUAAUUGUGAUCGGGAAGAUGUUUUCAAUUUUGCGUUCUUAUUUUCAUUGAUUACCUCUUCAAUUGCUGUGAAAAUUUGCUUCGAUGGAAUCUGUAGCAAAUAACGAAGGUAUGUACAUUCCUGUUUGUGAUGAUGCUUUGAAGCCAAUGAUUGGUAUGAAAUCCAAUACAUUAGUAGAAGCAGUUGGUUUCUAUGAACAUUAUGCUCGUUCAGUUGGUUUUGGCAUUCGUAAAAUGGGUAACAAAUCAGUUCAAGGUAUUACUAAGUGGCAGUAUUUGGCUUGCAACAGACAAGGCUCUAAGAAUUUUAUACCUGGUCAUGCAUCCCAAUCAACUGAAGUGUCUUUUAAGAAGCGUAGGUGUCGGUCAUUUAGGUGUGAAUGUCUUGCUAAGCUCAAUUUGAGAUAUUAUUCAGAUGGCAAGAGCAGAGGAUAUGAGGUUUAUCAGUUUGUUGAGUAUCAUAAUCACUUAAUGGUUGCGGAUGAGCAUAGUUAUAUGGUUAGAUAA
Salvia hispanica is the source of this 523-nucleotide messenger RNA. NCBI's taxonomy places the organism in Eukaryota, Viridiplantae, Streptophyta, Magnoliopsida, Lamiales, Lamiaceae. The record is from RefSeq and is a predicted model, not a curated record.